AGUCAGCCGGUCGGGAGGAAUUGAUGGUGUCUUUUCGGGGGAGCAGAGCCGAGGGGAGGAAUCUGAAUGCGCUCGGCUGAACCAUGCCAGCCUUGUGGAUCAUAACUUUGGCGAUCACUUUGAACCAAGUGUGGUGCGUUCGUUUCUCCCAGGAGCCCGCGGACCAGUCGGUGGUACUGGGAGAACGGGUGGUGCUGUCCUGCGUGGUCUUCAACUACAGCGGCAUCGUCCAGUGGACCAAGGACGGCCUGGCCCUCGGCAUCGGCGAGGGUCUGCGCGCCUGGCCCAGGUACCGUGUGCUGCGGGCUCUGGACAUCGGCCAGUACAACUUGGAGAUCUCCAAUGCAGAGCUUUCUGAUGACUCUCUGUACGAGUGUCAGGCCACGGAGGCCGCCCUGCGCUCCAGGAGGGCCAAACUCAAUGUGCUCAUCCCCCCCGAGGACCCGGUGGUCGAGGGAACCCCGGAGCUCCUGCUGAUGGCCGGGACUCCGUACAACCUGACCUGUGUGACCCGCGGGGCCAAGCCUGCGGCGCACAUCCAGUGGACCAAGGAUGGAGUCGCUGUGGAGGGAGCCUACCAGUCCACGGAGGUGCUGCCGGACAGGAAGAGGGUGACGACCAGGAGCUACCUGCCCAUUACACCAGUCGACACUGACAGUGGUUCCAACUUCACCUGUGUGGCCAGCAACCCGGCAGUGCCCAUGGGCAAACGAGCCACCGUCACCCUCAAUGUCCACCAUCCACCCACAGUGACGCUGUCCAUCGAGCCUCGCUCUGUCCUGGAGGGCGAGAGAGUCACCUUCACCUGCCAGGCCACUGCCAACCCUCCUAUCAUGGGCUACAGAUGGGCUAAAGGCGGCGUGCUGCUGGAGGGGGCGAGGGAGAGCGUGUUCGUCACCACAGCCGAUCACUCCUUCUUCACUGAGCCCGUGUCCUGUCAGGUGUUCAACGCUGUGGGAAACACCAACGUCAGCAUCCUGGUGGACGUGCACUUCGGCCCGAUACUGGUGGUGGAGCCCAGGCCGGUCACAGUGGAUGUGGACUCUGACGUCACUCUUAACUGCAAGUGGUCUGGAAACCCUCCUCUCACCCUCACCUGGACCAAAAAGGGCUCCAGCAUGGUGCUCAGCAACAACAACCAGCUGUAUUUGAAGUCAGUGAGCCAGGCUGACGCAGGCCAGUAUGUCUGCAAGGCCAUCGUACCCAGGAUUGGAGUGGGAGAGACUGAGGUUAUGCUCACUGUCAAUGGUCCCCCCAUCAUCUCCAGUGAUCCGGUCCAAUACGCUGUCAGAGGGGAGAGAGGCGAGAUCAAGUGUUACAUCGCCAGCACACCCCCGCCUGAUAAGAUUGUCUGGGCAUGGAAGGAGAACGUGUGGGAGAAGGAGAAGGGCACCCUGAUGGAGAGGUACACCGUGGAGCAGAGUAAACCUCCGACCCAGGGCGGGGCCGUUCUCUCCACGCUCACCAUCAACAACGUCAUGGAGUCUGACUUCCACUCGCCGUACAACUGCACCGCCUGGAACUCCUUCGGCCCCGGCACCAUGAUCAUCACCCUAGAGGAGACAGAUAUUGUUCCAGUGGGAAUUAUCGCCGGUGGUACGGUGGGCUCCUCCAUUCUGCUGCUUAUGUUUCUACUGGCACUCGCCUUCUUCCUCUACCGCCAACGCAAAGGCAGUCGCCGGGGUGUCACACUCGGUAAACCAGACAUCAAGGUAGAAACGGUUAACAAAGAGACCCACAGCCUGGAGGAGGAGGCGACAAACGUCUCUACAGCAACCCGGAUGGUCAAGGCCAUGUACUCUCCAUUCAAAGACGACAUGGACCUGAAGCAGGACGUCCGGAGCGAGAGCGACACCCGCGAGGAGUACGAGCUCAAGGAUCCAACCAACGGCUACUACAACGUCCGAGCCACCACCCACGAUGAGGCGCGCCCCCAGUCACGUGCCAUCCACUACCAGGGAGAGUUUCGCUCGCCAAACCCAAGUAGCGGGCCGGCCGGUGCCACAUCCAGCGGACCCUCAGCUGCCCCCAGCGGUGCAGUUCCCCCAAGCGGUGUGCCAGGCUCAAGGACAGGCUGCUAUGACCCCCGCCCGCCUUCCAGGAUGUCCCAUGCCACCUACGCCCAGUUCAACACCUUCUCCAGGGCGGCGCAGAGCCAGCAAGCUCCUCCCAAUCCGGCACUUCAAUCGCCUGGAGAUUAUCCGGGAGACUGCGGCCUGCUGGACAACACAACCCAGCUGGCCUAUGACAACUACGGAUACCCCUCCCAGUAUCCCAGCUACCGCAUGGGCUUUGCUCCGCCCAUAGAGGAAGGGCCAGCCUAUGAGAUGUAUCCAACUGGACAAGGGACCGGGCCAGGGCCGGGGCCGGGGCUGGGGCCGGGGCCAGGACCGGGGCCGGGACCGGGGCCAGGGCCGGGACCAGGGCCGGGCCCAGGACAGCAAAGUCCUGAAACAGGGCUGGGGAAGUAUGGAAGCUCCACUCGCUUCUCGUACUCGUCUCCCCCCUCUGACUAUUCCCACAGACACACACAGCGGAUGCAGACUCAUGUGUGAGAAACACAUACUCACUCUUUGGCUCGCUUUUUUUUGCAGCAGUACUUACUACACAUAAAAAUACCUACCUUUCUAUACAUGCGCAUUCAAGAAUCUGUUCUCUCUUUCCAUGGCAACCAGUGCAUGGAAUUUGGUUAAUUUUCUGAACCAAUAAAACACAACA
Seriola dumerili (greater amberjack) is the source of this 2718-nucleotide messenger RNA. RefSeq names its product kin of IRRE-like protein 1 (gene kirrel1b). Gene Ontology annotation, molecular function: cell adhesion molecule binding. The coding region runs from base 84 to 2555 and encodes 823 amino acids. NCBI's taxonomy places the organism in Eukaryota, Metazoa, Chordata, Actinopteri, Carangiformes, Carangidae. The transcript has 15 exons. Gene Ontology annotation, biological process: cell-cell adhesion. The record is from RefSeq and is a predicted model, not a curated record. Gene Ontology annotation, cellular component: cell-cell junction.